AUGGAAACUGCAACUCCGUUAGAGCAAUACGCUGCUUUUGACUUUGCCAACGACGACGAAUAUCAGGGAACCUCGGCUUCUUCGUCAUUCACCAGAGCGGCCUGGACAGUCUCAUCGCAGGAGGUGUCCUUGCAAACGACCCCCCAGAGGAGAUCAGACAGGAAAUAUUUCGUCGGACGCGCGUAUUCUAUUUCAAUCGGUGCGUUCGGUUUAUUUUCCAUCGCAGCGUUAACACCGGCUAGAGUGACUGAACAAGAGCUCUCUAUCGACGCUGUAAGGGAAUACGAGCUUUCCCUCUCUGAAGCACCACCACAAGAGGCGCAAAAUACGUCCAGUAUACCAUCCGCAGACAACGACACCGAUUCCGAGCCGGUCGUGCUUUCGUUUACUCAACUCAAGGCUCUCAUCGAGGCAGGCAAAGAGGACGAGAUACCCAACAACAAGGUCAUUCCGGAUGGACUGAAUGAACAACCACCCAGUAUUUCGUCUGCAGCAGCCAAAAAGAAGCCAUGGGAGAUUUCCGCAGAAAAUGUACUUAUCGACAAGGGUCAAUAG
Molecule: messenger RNA, 555 nt
Organism: Mycena indigotica
Lineage: Eukaryota; Fungi; Basidiomycota; Agaricomycetes; Agaricales; Mycenaceae
Exons: 3
Coding region: 1-555 (184 amino acids)
Source: RefSeq, a predicted model, not a curated record